Molecule: messenger RNA, 3736 nt
Organism: Carassius auratus (goldfish)
Lineage: Eukaryota; Metazoa; Chordata; Actinopteri; Cypriniformes; Cyprinidae
Product: YTH domain-containing family protein 3-like
Exons: 5
Coding region: 307-2109 (600 amino acids)
Biological process (GO): mRNA destabilization
Cellular component (GO): cytoplasm
Molecular function (GO): mRNA binding; N6-methyladenosine-containing RNA reader activity
Source: RefSeq, a predicted model, not a curated record
GAGUCAGAGCCCAUCCGCCAUUGUGGAGCAGAGCAGGAGUAAUAUUCUCUCUAGACGCUACACAGAGUGUGAAUGUUUCGGACUAACUUAAACACAUCACACAGCAGCCAACCUCCCCCAGCCGUUUGACGUUCACUGUCAGUACAGCCGAGAGGACCGCUGCCGACCGACUGAAACCGGGCAAGGAGAUCAACGCCUGAGAAAUACGCUGUGAUUAUAGAGAGAAAAAACAACGUGAACCCGCAGCGGUGGCAGGAAAGACAGCCGUGGACAGUCAUAACAUCGAUCAGCUCGGGCUCCCGGAGGAUGUCUGCGACAACUGUCGAUCAGAGACCUAAAGGACAAGGAAACAAAGUGCAAAACGGUUCGAUGCAUCAGAAGGACACUGUAAAUGAUGAUGAAUUUGACAAUUACCUGAGCAGCCAGACAAAUCAGAGUAAUAGCUACCCACCAAUGUCUGAUCCCUACAUGCCCAGCUAUUAUGCUCCCUCUAUUGGAUUCCCUUACUCCCUGGGAGAAGCUACUUGGUCCACCGCAGGAGACCCGCCUAUGCCGUACCUUACCACGUAUGGACAGAUGAGCAAUGGUGAGCAUCACUUCAUUCCCGAUGGAGUCUUCAGCCAGCCUGGUGCUUUGGGCAACACGCCCCCUUUUCUCAGCCAACAUGGAUUUAACUUCUUUCCUGGAAAUGCAGACUUUUCCACUUGGGGCACCAGUGGUUCUCAGGGACAGUCUACACAGAGCUCAGCAUACAGCAGCAGUUACGGAUAUCCCCCGAGCUCAUUGGGCCGGGCCAUUGCUGAUGGACAGGCCGGAUUUGGCAAUGACUCUCAACUUAGUAAAGUUCCAGGGCUCAGUAGUAUCGAUCAGGGAAUGGCCGGGCUCAAGCUCGGCUCUGACAUGUCGGCGGUUACAAAAACGGUUGGUUCUCCUUUAGGUGGGACAGCAGGUAUGAGUAGCAUGGCUGCCAACAGCAUGCCACCUGUCAGCUCCUCCGCACCGAAACCCACCUCGUGGGCUGCCAUUGCGAGGAAACCGGCGAAACCUCAGCCCAAGAUGAAGACGAAGCCCAACAUGGGUUUGGGAAGCGGCACCACAAUUCCUCCUCCUCCGAUAAAGCAUAACAUGAACAUUGGGACCUGGGAGGAAAAAGGCUCCAUCACCAAACCCCCUCUUGCGCAGCACAUGCUCCCGCAUCAGACCUUGAUGCAGCAGCAACUCUUGGCCCAACCUCAGCACAUGCUUCAGAGUCCAUUGCCUCCUCAACCCCAACACCAGCAGCUCCAGCUACAAUCUCCCCAGCACCCUCAGCAGCUGCCUCCAGGUCCUCCCCACCCUCACCAUCACUCGCAACCAGGUCCCCCGCAGCCCCUGCACCCAACCCAGUUGCAGAACCCCCCACCCCAAAAUCGCUGGGUGGCUCCCCGGAACCGAGGAACCACAUUUAACCAGAACAGCGGAAUGGAGAACUUUGGCCUUGGGACUGGAGUCCCCAUGAGCCUGUCGCCUUCUUCCAGUGAGGUUCACCCUGUGCUGGAGAAGCUUAAGGCCCUCCACAAUUACAACCCCAAAGACUUUGACUGGAACUUGAAAAAUGGACGGGUCUUUAUUAUCAAGAGCUACUCAGAGGAUGACAUCCACCGCUCCAUCAAGUACUCCAUCUGGUGCAGCACAGAGCAUGGAAACAAGCGUCUGGAUGGCGCCUAUCGCUCGCUCAGUGCCAAAGGUCCACUGUACCUGCUCUUUAGUGUCAACGGCAGUGGACACUUCUGUGGCGUGGCCGAGAUGAUGUCAACUGUGGACUAUAAUGCCUAUGCCGGCGUCUGGUCCCAGGAUAAGUGGAAGGGCAAGUUUGAGGUGAAAUGGAUCUUUGUUAAGGACGUGCCCAAUAACCAACUGCGGCACAUUCGCUUAGAAAACAAUGACAACAAGCCUGUCACCAACUCCAGGGACACUCAGGAAGUACCCCUAGAAAAGGCAAAGCAAGUGCUUAAAAUUAUUGCGACUUUCAAGCAUACCACCUCAAUCUUUGACGAUUUUGCACAUUACGAAAAGCGGCAGGAGGAAGAGGAAGCCAUGCGAAGGGAGCGAAAUAGAAAUAAACAGUAGGUUCCCAGAGAUCUCCUUGGUAGAACGUCAACACUAAUGAUGUAGAACCUUAAAUAUUGUGUAACCUCAGAGGAAGAGUGGGCUUCUGAUGUAUUUUUUUCUGCCGGAAAAUGAUGUACGAACACUUUAUCACGACAGUGGACUUUUCUGUGUCAACUUCUGAUGGAUCUGCCCUUACGCUCAAGUCUCGCACGAAAUGGAAAGAAAAAUCACUCACGUAAACUGUAUCUUAAAGCACUUUCAGCCCUUCUAAAAGCUUCUACCAGUACCCUUAACUAUCAUUGGACAUCUGUUUGGUAUUAACUGACUAACCAGUGUAGUUGGUUCUGAAGAUUUCAAAUGUAUUUGUAGGCUUAUUGUUUUGUUUUUUCUUUGUUUGUUUUGGUAAAUCGUUUAAAUUUGAGUGCUCUAUAUAUUUGAGCACACUCAGAGGAGAUGAGAAUUAUGUAUCCAAGGAAAGAAAAAUCUUUACUUGAAUUAACGUGAAGCUGUAAAAAACAUAACUGAGGCGCAGAAGCUUUGCGUCCCACCUGACUGAAUCCCAAGUCAGAAUAAUCACGUCCGAUGUUGUAGCCCUUUCACCUUUGUGUAUCAGCAUUUAUUUCUGUGUACCAAAUAAUAGUUUCGCAGCUUGGUGUAGAAUGACACCAGCCAAUGCACUUUUUUUUUUUCCUUCUUUUUUUUUUUUGUUUGGUUAUUUUAUCUUGUCAUUCAAAAGUGCAUUUGUCAUAGGAGAAACCUGCUCAGAAAUGCCAUAAGUUCCUCUGAAGUCCAUCAUCCCCAGACGUAACCAGGCCUGGUGUUCGGGAGAACCUCUUUAAUGCUUUUUUUGGACUGAUCAGGAUUCUGAUCUGCUGCUAAUCAGGAUUCAGUCCGAAUUGCUGAAGCUCAGUGAGAACGUGAAUUUUUUUCUCCUAUAGGUGACUCACUAGCUAAAAUAAACGUUAUUCAUGUUUAGCGAUGCAACGUUUCGAGUUUUUCCUUUUAGAAUGUCCUACUUUAAUUAAUGAGAGUGAAACAUUAUUCGUAUCUUCCAAAUUUGUAUUGCAUGAGAACUUUCGGUUUUGCUGUUUGCAACUAUAUACUGAGCAUUAUUCUGAGGCCAUGCAAAUGAAACCGUCUAUUUAGGUCUUGAUUAUAUUGAUUGAUUGAAUGAAUGAUUAAAUUAGUAUUGUCGCUAUGGCCUAACUUUACAAUCCAAAUGUUUCCCCCUUGGGGUUCAGUGGCGCAAGAUGCCGGUGUCUUGAGACACAGAUUUGUCAUCUCAAACAUCUGUGAGUAAUGCUUAGUAAUUACAGUCUCUGCUAUUUCCUGUUUGUUCACUGGAAGCUGCCUUCUCCACAGACCAUUUUAGGCUGUCCUUGCUUCAGGAGGUUGUGGGUAAGAAGAACUGGACCCAGUGAUGGAACCGGCAUCAUAUCUGGGUUCACGUUCUACGGUUGGAAUUAGCGGGACGAUGACACUGCUGCAAAAAGAGCCGUCUUCCGUUCCCUUCCUCUGUGUGCUUUGGUUUAAGGCUAUGUUUGUAUAGGUUUCUGUAAAUCAGUGCUUCAUAAUGAUGCUGAUGCUAAUUUAGGUAUGAUGUGAUUAAUCUGAUUUGAAAAAUAAAUAUAGAUUUAUGGAAAUG